Hyalella azteca is the source of this 2919-nucleotide messenger RNA. Its product is annotated as transcription factor Sp8-like. Gene Ontology annotation, cellular component: nucleus. The coding region runs from base 337 to 1950 and encodes 537 amino acids. The transcript has 5 exons. The record is from RefSeq and is a predicted model, not a curated record. Lineage: Eukaryota; Metazoa; Arthropoda; Malacostraca; Amphipoda; Hyalellidae. Gene Ontology annotation, molecular function: protein binding. Gene Ontology annotation, biological process: regulation of transcription by RNA polymerase II.
GAAAUCAUAGGAGCACAGGUCUUACAAACGUGUUGGAGUCUACAUAAUCCAUUAUUGAAUUAUUUCUUGUUCAAGUCUUUAUUCAGCAUUCAUGAUUCAGUUUAUUGAGUUGCUCAUCAAGUAUUAUGAGAACUACCACCUUAAAUUUCCAGCAAUGAGCUUUUACUGCAAUGGUUCUGAUGCUACAAAGUGAAAUCAAUCUUGUUGAUAAUCACUUACCUUCUGCUAUUAUAUUCGUUCUAAGUUAGAACAAUUUUGAUUGUUGUUGUAGCAACCAAUAAGAAAUUAUCCUAGGAACAUAUUUUAUUCUAGCUUCUUGAACUUCUCACUUCCAUAAUGAUGACCAGCGGAGGUGGUGGCCUUAUCACCACCCAAGCCACACAACAAGACCUUUCUCCUCAGGAAAGUCAAUACUCUCUCAAGUGGAACAACCAUACCUCAACUUUCUGUCAUGUCUUAUCUACGUUGAGAGAAAAAGACAAGUACAGUGAUGUGACACUGGCAUGUGAGGGACGCUUCUACAAUGUGCACCGUCUGGUGCUGGGAAUUUGUAGCGAUUAUUUUGAUGCCAUGUUGGAGCGCACCCCAUGCAAGCAUCCCAUUAUUGUUCUUAAAGACAUCAAAGCAGAAGAUCUUGAAUCUCUCUUGAGCUACAUGUAUAUUGGCGAAGUGUCUGUCAGUCAUAGCGAUUUGGGACGCCUCAUUAAAGCUGCUGAAUUACUUUGUAUCAAAGGUUUAGCUGUUCCUGAUGAACCUCCUCCAGGCUAUGCUGAUGCUGGCUUAACUGCCUCAGUUGUGAGAGAUAAACAUUCUAGCCUCAUUUAUGAUACCAGUGAAGGAAAUGUCAUGACCUUUGUUGCACAUGGAGCUGAGACUGAACAGCAAGUGCAGUGUGCUACUGAACAACCAUUCCGUAAUACCCGCAGCAGCCCUCCUAAUAGAAAGAGGCGCAAAGAAGAACACAUUAGCAGCAAUAGUAGUGGCAGUGUUACAAUGGUUACCACAAACUCCUUGCUUAUGGCUGCUGCUGAAAAUGGUACUUCAUGUCCAACUGUAUCUGCUGGUGGUGUGCUUAGCUCUACUGUAACUGUGGAUGAGACUGGGGGAGGAACACUUGUUUAUCAUCAGACUUCACCAUCCCUUCAGCCUGGUUCACCACCCACCUCUUCUAGCUCAUUAAAUGGCAGCACAGUUGUGGUGAGCCAACUGCUAUCAUCUGCUGUCAUUACNACGGUAUUUUCAUGCUCAAUGUUUGAGACUCAUUCAGAAGGUAAUGGGGCCCAAGGGUCGAGUGACGGCGGGUCUCACCAGCCGCAGCCUCUUGCCGAAGCGGUGGCUGAAGCUUUAGCUGGACCAUCUGGCCUGCAAAGUUGGCUUAGCGCCGGGGAGACAAGCUUUUCGACUGUGGAGAGCUAUGCAGCCACGGCCGGAGAGCUUGCCCAGCAUGGCCUCAAGACGCAGAAUGUACCACAUUUGCCACUGCUGGCUGAGGACCUUGGAGGAUCACAAGGCUCUGGCAGCGGAGUUUGCACCUCCCCAGGCGUCGGUGAAACCAGUCUGCCUCCCGCCUCGGGCGAUGGCAGCGACAACGGAUCUGAUGCGGUGGCCACUUCAAUACCUUUACCAACACACUUGACUAUCACGAAAAGCGGUGGCAGUUUUAGCAGCAUCCUGCACCAAUGUCCAAGCUGCUCCUACACAACCUCACGUACCGACAGCAUGGAAAUACAUUUACGUACACACAGCGGCGAGAAACCUUUCGCUUGUGUGUAUUGUAGCUACCGCACGGCACGUAAAUGGUCGUUAUCCGUACAUCUCAAGACACAUACCGGCGAAAAACCUUACCACUGUCCUAACUGCCAGUACCGAGCUGCCAGGAAGGAUGUGCUAAACGCACAUCUUAAAACGCAUUUGCAGGUCAAGAGAGAAGCGGACGAACAAGUUGACUGAGAAAUCAUUAUUUGCUGAUCUACGAAGUAAAAUUAUUUAAUUUUUUGUGAGACAAUGUCUCCUGUUGAGUCAAGAUAUAUAAUAGAAUAUAAUAAGUUAAUUUUUGCCGCUGUGUAUUGUUUUUGGGUGUUAUCUAUUUCUCUUAUUUUGAAAGCUUGUGGUUGUUAUAGGCCAAGACUGCAUGUCUCGUCGUACGCUGAUGUUCGAUGUCCGUGUUCACCUUGUAGCUGAAAGUAGUUCUUAUUUUUUUUCAAACACGAAGAGCGGGGCAAUAGUUACGUUGAACGUUAAACUCGGAGAAAAUUGCCGGAUUUAACACGGCCCUGAUGACGUUAAUGGAGAUUUGAACGCCCACUUAAGCUACCAAAUCCGCUUAACUUCUGCAGCGAGAGAUCAACGAGAAUUUUUUCCCUUCUUCUUGCGUUGUAGUUCAUGGUUGUCUUGAAUUAGGUUACGGCAUAGCAUGAACUUAGAACGUACAAUUCAUGUUUGUAUUUAGAUGAAUCUAUCAACAUUGUAUUUAGAUGAAUCUAUCAACAUUUACAUUACCAUUGUCGGUCCCUCCAUUAUAUUGUUCUCACUCAGAGCAUUGUACUAUUCCGGAACGGAAAACGAAUUUUCGCUAAAUUAUUUAACCUAAAAAUUGAAUUCUUAUUUAAAAAAAUCGAAUAAAAAAUUCGAAAAUGAAUUCCUAUAUAAAAAUCGUAUGAAUUUAAUUCUUUCAUUCCCAUGUAAUGUUCGAAAAGUUUGGUAUGCUAUGACAUAGUCUCUUAUUUAAUUUCGUGAUUAAUUAUUUAAGUAAUCAUGGGUCAUGUAUUUGCUUUGGUAGCUAAAAAUUUCAUAUUCAUAAUCAUUAAUAUGGUUCAACUAGCAGAGGUAAUUCUAAAGCUAAAAUUUAAAAUCGUUUUAUUGUUUGCUGUUGUAGUGCAAUUCUUUCACCGUGUGCCACUCAUAAAAAAGUCAAUUUAU